AUGUCGGCCGUCCAGGAUAUCAAAGCAAUAGGAAUUGUUAAAAGCCUGAAAGACUGGCCAGAAGUCCAGCAAUUUACUUACAAGCCCCACAAAGGCAGACCUCAAGAUGUGGACAUCAAGAUUCUUGCCUGUGGUAUAUGUGGAUCUGAUCUUCACGCCAGUAAGGGCAAGUGGGGCGACUUGCCACUUCCAAUGGCCUUUGGUCAUGAGAUUAUCGGCGUGAUCGUCGCUAUUGGCGAAGGUGUUGAUAGCUCCAAGUAUAAAAUUGGUGACAGAGUAGGUGUGGGUCCAGAGUGCGACAGCUGUGGAAAAUGUUGGAGAUGUGAGCACGACCAUGAAAACUGCUGCAGAGAUAUAAAGAAUUUGUACCUGGGCUCUUAUGAGGACGGUACCCCGGUCCAAGGGGGGUAUGCUUCUCACAUCAGAGUAAACAGCAAAUUUGUGAUCCACAUUCCAGAAAAGUUGGAAACUGAGUACGCCGCCCCUCUGAUGUGUGGCGGUAUUACUGGUUUCCGUCCACUCAUUUCCUAUGGAGUGAAGAAAGGCACAAGAGUUGGUAUUUACGGAUUGGGGGGCAUCGGUCACAUGACCCUUAUGUUUGCCAAAGCUUUGGGGGCAGAGGUGACUGUGAUUUCGAGAGGAACCAGCAAGAAGGAGCUGGCUAAGAGGCUUGGGGCCGACCACUACAUCGCCACUAGCGAAGAAGGAUUUGAGGCCAAGAACUACGACACUCUGGACCUGAUUGUCAGCACUGGUUCUGACUUCGAACCUGAGUCUCUGGCCAAAGUGAUCUCAAUGCUCAGACCAGACGGCCGGCUCACGUUCAUCACUCUGCCUCCUAACGGUGUCAAGCUUGAGCUGAUUCCAGUAUUUUACCUUACGAACUGUGUCCAUAUUGGUGGUUCUGCUAUUGGCUCGCCCAAGGAGAUUGAGUACAUGCUCCAGGUAGCUGCUGACCACGACAUCAAGCCUAUGAUUGAAACUUUUGACAUCUCUGAGGACAAUGUGAAAAAGGCCUGGAUGAAGGUAGACAGUGGUGACAUCAGGUUCAGGGCUGUUCUGACCGGCUACGACAAGUUCUUCAAAUAA
Molecule: messenger RNA, 1089 nt
Organism: Ogataea haglerorum
Lineage: Eukaryota; Fungi; Ascomycota; Pichiomycetes; Pichiales; Pichiaceae
Exons: 1
Coding region: 1-1089 (362 amino acids)
Biological process (GO): alcohol metabolic process
Molecular function (GO): zinc ion binding; alcohol dehydrogenase (NADP+) activity
Source: RefSeq, a predicted model, not a curated record